This is a messenger RNA of Tripterygium wilfordii, 1056 nucleotides long. RefSeq lists its product as uncharacterized. The record is from RefSeq and is a predicted model, not a curated record. The transcript is spliced from 3 exons. Lineage: Eukaryota; Viridiplantae; Streptophyta; Magnoliopsida; Celastrales; Celastraceae. Bases 1 to 1056 code for a protein of 351 amino acids.
AUGGUGGGAAUGCAGGCUCUAGCUAAGUUCAACAUGUUUGUUGGAUAUUUGGGUUAUUUUGGUGUUUGUUAUGUUAUUGAUAUGUUUGCUAGUAGUAGCAGUAGUGAUGACAGGAAUAACAAUGUUCGAAUUAAGUUUCUAGCUUUAGCCUCCCCCUAUGUCAAUGCACGUAGAAGAAGGACAACUGUUCGAGUCAGUAAUCCAUGUAGAACUUGUUCUUUGAAGGGAUAUGAUUGGGUUGUGGAUGUGCUCAAUGGAAACCCUGUACGAUGUCAUGAAUCUUUUAGAAUGCCUGUUGAUGUUUUUAAAAAGUUAUGCAGGGUGUUAAGAGAUGACUAUGGAUUGACUUGCUCAAACAAGAUUGGCAUAGCUGAGAUGGUUGCUAUGUUUGUAUAUAUCCUUGCGCAUGCUCAAUCUAAUCGGGAUAUACAAGAGCGUUUCCAACACUCUGGAGAACCUGUAAGUCGCCUUUUCCAUAAGGUAUUGAAGUCUAUUUUAAACAUGUCAAAGGAUAUAAUAAAACCUAGGGGCAAUGCACUCCAUGAAACCCCUAGGUACAUUAGGGAGCAUCCGAAAGUUGAAUAUCGCAUAUGUUUUAAAGAUUGUAUUGGGGCAUUGGAUGGUAGCCAUGUCUCGGCUAUUGUCAUUGAAGAGAAUAGACAGAAAUUUACUGGGAGAAAAGGAGUCCCAACGCAAAAUAUUCUAGCCGUAUGUGAUUUUGAUAUGAUGUACACAUAUGUUUCUGCUGGGUGGGAGGGAUCGACUCAUGAUAGUCAAGUAUUGGACCAUUAUCUGCGUGUUGAGAAGUUGAAGUUUUUCAAGCCACCCUCCAGAUAUGCGAACAAGACAGGUUUUCUUGCACCAUACAAAGGAGAGAUGUACCAUGUCCCUGUAUUUCAGAGUGGAAUGCCUGCUUCUGGACCCCGGGAGGUUUUCAAUAAAGCGCACUCAAAACUGAGAAAUGUCAUUGAAUGGACAUUUGGGGUUACAAAGAAAAGUGGCGGAUAUUGGGUUCAAUGUCUUCUUUUGAAUUUAAGACACAAGCAAAGAUUGUGA